AUGGGGAGCAGUGCUUUCGCCCUGGUCCUUGCCCUGGCCCUGGCAGCGCACGUCACCCCGGUGGAGAGGAAGUGCCUUCUCUCCGGGUCAUGGCGGAGCGAUGCCGGAUGCCGGAUGGUCGUGUCUGUCCUCGGCAAGGACGGAAGCUUCUCCGGUUCCUACCUGCCGGGGCCUGCUGCUGGCAACUUUGAAAUCCUCACCUCGCCACUGGAGGGGUCCCAGCAGGACGCGGGGCUGGUUCUGCAGCCCACCUUCUCCUUCACCGUGCACUGGCGGCUCCGAGACUCAGAGGCAAGCUGGACAACUGUCUUCCUGGGCCAGUGCUAUGUGGGCACCAACGGGGAGGAGACCCUGCACACCCUGUGGCUCCUGAGAGAGGCAGCCCACAGCGCCUCUGAGGAUUGGAAAGGCACGCGGAUUGGCACCAGGAUUUUCACCCGGAUAAAAUAA
This is a messenger RNA of Pterocles gutturalis (yellow-throated sandgrouse), 450 nucleotides long. RefSeq names its product avidin-like. The record is from RefSeq and is a predicted model, not a curated record. Bases 1 to 450 code for a protein of 149 amino acids. NCBI's taxonomy places the organism in Eukaryota, Metazoa, Chordata, Aves, Pterocliformes, Pteroclidae. The transcript is spliced from 4 exons. Gene Ontology annotation, molecular function: biotin binding.